AUGAACCGCGCCUUGUUUGUCUGCGUCUCUGUCAUUUUCACGAUCUCUGCUCGGGUGUCUGCUUCUCUCAGACUUAGCCCUCGUGAGCUGCGCAUGGUACAAAAAGGUUUCCUCCGUCGGUUUGGCUUUUCGAGUGUCCCUAAUCUUUCGGGCCCUAUGCUUCCGAUACCGGAUCACGUUUGGGAGAUCUAUCAAAAGGCAACGGAGGAUGAUGAUAUGGACUGGAUACGCCAUUACUAUCCGAAGGAACUAUUCGAGCUUAAUUCUGGGCUUCUCAUUUCAUAUAACUUGUCAUCUUCGGUAAGAAAUGUUGCCCAGGAGGAAGUGAAACAGGCGAUUCUGAAGAUGAGAGUUGGAGACGUGAAAAAGUCGGCUCGUGUUAGCAUUUUCGCUGUAAAUGAGCAACAGCCUGAGAUUCGAAGGCUGCUUGACUCUAAAACAAUCGACGUCGCACGACAAAACCAGUGGUUUGACUUCGAUGUCGUAUCAGCGUUUCAUUCCUCACAGAAUGACUGCGAUACGAUCACUUUCUUCGUCGAUCAUUCCGAUGUGACAAUUUUUGCAUCUGAACCGCAUUCCAUGUCUACGAUACAACUAUCACGACAUCAAAGUGUUCCAUUAAUUGUGUAUAGUGUCCUCAAAGAGCCAUCGAGUGUGCGACGAAAACGUGCUACGCCGUCGCGUCGAGAUAGGAAGAAACAACGCAAGCAACAUCAUCGGAACGCUACCGAAAGUAACGUUUGUCAGAAGAAAGCCCUCUAUGUGGAUUUUGAGGAGAUCGGUUGGCAAGAGUGGAUCCUGGCGCCAAAGAGCUACGAAGCCAGUCAAUGCGUUGGGAUUUGUCCUCAUCCUCUGCCGGCACACUUGAAUGCUACCAACCAUGCUAUUGUACAGUCGCUAACUAAUUCACUUAAUCCACAGGUAUGA
Molecule: messenger RNA, 927 nt
Organism: Angiostrongylus costaricensis
Lineage: Eukaryota; Metazoa; Nematoda; Chromadorea; Rhabditida; Metastrongylidae
Source: the annotation of a GenBank genome assembly